Molecule: messenger RNA, 876 nt
Organism: Lentinula edodes (shiitake mushroom)
Lineage: Eukaryota; Fungi; Basidiomycota; Agaricomycetes; Agaricales; Omphalotaceae
Exons: 8
Coding region: 1-876 (291 amino acids)
Source: RefSeq, a predicted model, not a curated record
AUGGCCACUAAUCAGGACGAAGCGAUAACCGCAAGGGGUGGAAGGAAAUUGAGUACAAGGGUUCGAGAUUGUAGGGGCAAUUGUAUCGCCGUGUGUAACCUGGAGCUACUGGUCCAACUUAUCUACGACUCUACGGCGGCCACUUGCCUUCCGAAGUCACCUAAAAGUUUCAUUCACGAUUGCGCCUGUCGGCAUGAGAACCCGACUAUGGUAUUGAUCUUUGACUGGGGCAGGCGGUGGGAGGAAAGGAUCCGUGUUCCUAAAUCAACGAAGACCAACCAGCUCCCCGGAAACAAGCAACGGACGCGAGAUUAUGUUAGGACGACAACAGAUUGCCUACCAACACGGGUUCUACGUUCUCUGUCUUUCCGCUUCAUUUUGCGUCUUUCGACUUCCGCAAAGGGGGGAGCACUACAGCGUAUGCGUAAGGUUCAUGCCUUUGACGCUAAAUUCGUUCGUUGCUCUAAUAUAAUAGCGCAAGAUGUCUCUUUCCUGGUUGAUUUCUCCGCUGUUAUCACGUAUGGUCGUGGCGAAGGCCUUGUGCCUCAACGAAGAAUACAGCCGACACCGAACGUUCAACCCGAGUUGCUAAGGUCUAGUAUUGUUCUUCUGCUCCGUCCUCUGUAUCAACUGAAUACCCUCGAAGCAGAGAGUACACCACUUGGUGGCGAGAAACGAAAUCUUCUGGAAAAGCUGAGCGCAAAACUCACUCGACAAUUGGAGGAGACCAUUAUUAUUCCUGCAAGUCACCAUAAGGACGAAUCCUACUUAGUGACUCUUCCAGUCCUGAAUAAGAUAGCUUUGAGCAAGGAAGCUUUACAACAAUUCUUCACCUCGGUGACUUCUAAUAGCACCUGCAUGGCUGGCGAGUCGUGA